This is a messenger RNA of Arabidopsis arenosa, 748 nucleotides long. Lineage: Eukaryota; Viridiplantae; Streptophyta; Magnoliopsida; Brassicales; Brassicaceae. The record is from the annotation of a GenBank genome assembly.
GUCUCUUUCCAUCUCAUGGUCUCUCGUUCGUCUUCGUCCCCAAUCCCCUACACAAAAUAUCUCCUGGAAAACAUCUUCCAAUCGACAUGGACGUUUUUCCUCACAUCACAGGAAAGUUUCUCAGCGAUGUUCUAGGGAUCAUUAUCGCUGAUGGUCGGGAGGAUCUUCCCGUUCUGAACCCGGGUGUUGGUUACUGGGUUGACAAAACCACUGUUACGUGGUUCAAGUUCAAUUACGAUCUCUCUGUCGCGAUUGCAGAGAUACUCAAGCAGAACUGGCACCAUGAGUGGCCAACGUAUCACUUGAUUCCCGCCGAUGUUAAGGAACGAUGGUUUAUCCUCCUCGCGCGUAAAUACACGUGGGAUCCAACGAAAACAUUCACGGUUUGGACCCAGUUCAAUUUCGUGGCUAGAACGAUAUUCCGGGACCAGAUGCGUGCGUUUAUGGGGAUAUGGGCGCGUAGUCGCGAUAAGCCCGAGUGGAUGGAUCUAAUAGUGUGGGAUAAUUUAUGCGAUAUGUUUGCCGAAUUUGCCCUAUUGUUCCGUCGUUAAACUUCCUUGUACUGUCGUAUCCUCUUUGAACUUCCGUGUAAUGAACUUCUAUGAUUAGCUUUCCUUAUGACUUUUGUUAAAUUUGAUCAGAUUUCCAUUGUUAUGAACUUCUAUGGCUUCUAUGCUCAGAUUUCCAUUGUUAAAUUUUAUUAUUAAUACUGUCGUAACCUGACCACGAAUUAAUCUACGUUAAGUCA